Xenopus laevis (African clawed frog) is the source of this 1408-nucleotide messenger RNA. It is a transcript of the gene cimap1c.L, whose product is annotated as outer dense fiber of sperm tails 3-like 1 L homeolog. The record is from RefSeq and is a predicted model, not a curated record. Gene Ontology annotation, cellular component: cytoskeleton. Lineage: Eukaryota; Metazoa; Chordata; Amphibia; Anura; Pipidae. Bases 344 to 1099 code for a protein of 251 amino acids. The transcript has 4 exons.
GCUAAUCCAGAUCUAAUUGGGAUAAUGGAACCUGUCUUGCACCAGUGGCUUGGAACCUUUGUUAUGUGUUUAUGAUGGGAGUGUUUGGGAGGGGGAGUUGGUUAGACAGCUACUAGAUAAGCUUACAUGUAUGAGAACAUCCUCAGGUCACAUUACCAGGGCUGUGGCAUGCAAAGUGCCAAAGAAACACUUAGGACACUCCAUUUAUUUUUCUUGGUUCUUCAAGAGUAUCACUUCAGGGUUAUCCUCAAUAAGCUACAUAGUUUACCAUUUCCUCGUCAUUCAUAUGUUAAUUAACGAUUAAGGAAGGAUUGAGUGUUACUAUAUUUUCUUUUUGCACAGAAUGGAUGAGUACCCAGAAAGGAAGACUGCUGUUAUUGCAGCCAAAGUGACUGGUCCAGGUCCUGGUCGUUACAACCUACCUCCCACUGUGGGUUUUGUAAGUCACGAUUACACGAAGUUCUCCAGUCCAGCAUAUUCUUUCCAUGGAAGGCCAAGCAACUCUGCACAUGUGAGCGAUUCCAGCCCUGGGCCUAGAUAUUAUGUGGAGCCCAGUCUGACCCGCUUUGGCCACAGUGCUGGACCAUCCUAUUCCAUGCUAGCACGUGGGAGAUCAGCAGACAAAAAGAUUGAGGUUCCUGGCCCUGGAACUUACUGUCCAGAGAAGUGUAUGACUCAGCGCAAAGUCCCUUCUUAUUCUAUGGGAUCCCGGACACGUUACAGGUCCUUGGAUCGUGUACCAGCACCUAACUCUUACUCACUACCCCCAGUGUUGGGGCCCAGGGCAGCUGGGAAAGUCUCUGCCCCUGCCUUCUCCCUCUCUGGGAAAUACCACCAUGGUGGUCAUUCAGAAGAUCUGUCUGGGACUCCUGGUCCAGCUCACUAUCAGCAAACUGACCCAAGUAGAUAUUUGAGGAAGGGGCCAGCUUUCUCUAUGCAAGGAAGACACCCAAAUUCCAAAGCAGAAGAGAAGACACCAGGACCUGGCUCUCACUAUCCAGAGAAAGUGACUAAGCAUAAAAGGCGUGCACCAGCUUAUUCGAUGGGUAUACGUCACUCUGAAUACACAGCACCACUCAUUGUAGAGGUGCCUAUUUGAGCUGCUACAAUGUAAAUUUCAUUAUAUCAUCUCUCAUAAUGCACCCAGAGUAACACUUUCAGCUUUCACAAAGUAGUAAUUUUGCCCUCUGUUCCUGCUCACAGAUAUUUGUCUGCUAAGCUCUGUCUCACCAUGUCCCCUUCUAUUUUUGCUUCGCUCCCCUUGCCUUCUUAAUGUACGUCACAGAUGUCUCCAAGCUCCCUAUCUAGUUAUAUAAAGAGAAUAAAUUAUGCAGAAUCUGGUUGAGUUUUAUGCAAACAAGUGUCUCCAGUAAUGAGAUUUUACAGAUCCUUGUGUAUGAGAUCGGAG